Messenger RNA from Seminavis robusta, 216 nucleotides. The record is from the annotation of a GenBank genome assembly. Lineage: Eukaryota; Bacillariophyta; Bacillariophyceae; Naviculales; Naviculaceae.
AUGCCAGCCCCUCGUGCCAUUCGAAACAGGAAUAAGCAGUUCGAUAAGAACAUCACAAAGCGUGGGAAUGUACCCAUUGGCAAGGCUGCUGACCACGAAGAUGAAUUCCCUGUCUCCAAGGCUUUGAUCAUUUUCUUCCUGAUUGUGGUUGUUGGAUCCAGUCUGACGCAGGUUUUUAACCUUUUCCAACGCGCCCCUCUUGACCUGGGAGAGUAA